AUGCCUACACAGUACGAGGCGCGGCGGGAGUGCGUGCAGCAGCUGGCGGCGCGCGUGUCGGCGGCGGCGACGGGCGUGGCGCGGGCGCUGCGCCGCGCGCCCGACGCGCGCCUCGACACGCAGGCGCUGGCCGACGUGGCCGCCACCGUGCGCGCCGUCAAACCGCUGGUCUGCUGGCUCGACAGGUACGGGAUCGACCGCAUUGAGGGCUCACCGGCAGCAAGCGAGAUAUGCGCGGCAGCAAAGGUCAAAAUAAAAUUUGUGCUCUACGAACUGGUAGAGCAGUUUCUUGGCCGAUGUGCCGCUGCACGGGUAGCGCGGGUAGUACGGGUAGUGCGUUGCAGAUGGACGGGUGCGGGCGGGGUGCGGGGCGGGGCGGCGCUGUCGCAGCGCAAGGCGCAGCUGCUGCAGCUGGCGCUGGAGGCGGCCACGUGCGCGCAGCGGGACCGGUUCGCGCACCAGCCCGCGCGCGCCGUCGCCGCCGCCGCCGCCGCCGCCGCUGCCGCCGCCGACUACAUCGUGCAGGAGGUGACGGAGCCGAUGAUAUUGCAGCCGGCGUCGCUGGACACGGUGACGCUGCGUCAGGGCGGCAAGCCCCUGGGGUUCGACGUGGUGCCCUCCUUCUGCGGCCACCACCAGCUCGCCGACAUACGCUUCGGCUCCCCGGCGCACGCCUCCGGGCAGGUGCACGAAGGGGACGAGAUCGUGCAGGUGGGUUCGCGCUGCGUGAUCGGCUGGGGCGGGGCGCGCGUGUGGGCGGCGUGCGCGGGGGCGGGCCCCGACCUGUUGCUGCGGCUGCGGCGCCGCGCCCCGCGGCCCCCGCCCGCCGCGCACCCGCCGCGCCUGCGCGCCAAGGCCCGCGCGCCCGCGCUGCACAGCAUUCACGCGACCGUUCGCACGAUCCAUCCUAUCGCUAAGACCCUGGAGCCGGUGACGAGGGAGGUUGCGAUCAAGGCGGAGGCGGAGGCGGAGGCUGAAGCGGAGGCGGAGGCGCGCGCGUCCUCCUCCGACAGCGAAGCGCUCUCUCCCCCCGCUUCGCCGCACUCGACCAUGCCAGAUUUACCCGCCAGGUAUACCUCCUCCUCCCCUCCCCUCUCUUACAGAGAAGCAGUAAUUAGAAUAAUAUUAUGUAAUACUAGCUUUCCACCAGCGGCUCUGCCGGCGUGGUUCCUAGGGAACUGA
Molecule: messenger RNA, 1182 nt
Organism: Diatraea saccharalis (sugarcane borer)
Lineage: Eukaryota; Metazoa; Arthropoda; Insecta; Lepidoptera; Crambidae
Source: the annotation of a GenBank genome assembly